Messenger RNA from Rhagoletis zephyria (snowberry fruit fly), 1680 nucleotides. Its product is annotated as zinc finger and SCAN domain-containing protein 21-like. Gene Ontology annotation, cellular component: nucleus. Gene Ontology annotation, biological process: regulation of gene expression. Gene Ontology annotation, molecular function: zinc ion binding. NCBI's taxonomy places the organism in Eukaryota, Metazoa, Arthropoda, Insecta, Diptera, Tephritidae. The record is from RefSeq and is a predicted model, not a curated record.
GGACAGGACAUCGGCUACCAUUUGUUGUCAAAAGGUGAAAAGCGGACUGGCAUCGCGUCACAGCGUUCUCGUAUUGUAAAAUUUUCUCAAAAACAAACGUCUUACUGGGUGCAGUGGCACACAAAAAAAUCAAAAUAGCAAUAAUUAGUUAUGAAGACUAGUUUAACCGAAAAUUGGAUUGUUUGCCGGGUUUGUCUGAGGCAGCCCGAAGAGACGAUGACGACAAUAUUCGAUAAGGAUGAUGAAAAAGAUAUGACGCAAAUGAUUUUGGAGUGUGGCGGGGUACCAAUAAAACGUUUCGACCACUAUCCGGAUAAAAUAUGUACCAAAUGUCUGAAGUACUUACAAGUGGCGUACAAAUUUCGCGUUAUUUGCCAACGCUCACACAGACAUCUUAGUAGAUUUAUAGCGCCAGUUGUGGUGGAUACCCACAUACAGGAGGAAGUUACAGACUAUUUUCCAAUUGAAGUAGAUGAAGUAGAGGAGAUAGCUUUAAAAGUAGAACCAGAUGCUGCUCAAAUCAAACAAGAAUACUCGGAUCCAGAGGAGGCAGAGGUCUUGGACAUUUAUGUGCCAAUUGACGAGGAAGAGGAGGUGUUUGAGGAAUUCGAUACAAUUGAUCGUUCAGCUUCGGCUAUGUCGGAUGGAGUAGAGUACCUAGAAGAAAUUAAUGAAUUCCAAUAUGAUGAUGAUGAUGAGGAUUAUGUACAAAUUAAAGAAGAAACACCGAAGCGCGGUAGAGGACGACCACCUAAGAAUUUAAGUAGACCGGAAGCAUCGACAUCAAAACAAGCGGCAGCUCGGCAACCAGUAAUCAAGAAAGAAAAAUGUUCACCAGCCAAACGUGGCCCAAAACCAAAAAAAAUUAAACCCACAACCUACAUCUGCGAUAUAUGUGGAAAUAUCUAUCCAUCGCAGGGGCGUUUGACCGAGCACAUAAAAUUGCAUAAGGGUAUAAAACCACAUGAGUGCGAAAUUUGUGGACAUUGCUUCGCACAGACACAGCAAUUGACGCGUCACAUGAAUACACACACCGGAAAUCGGCCAUAUAAAUGCAGCUAUUGUCCAGCAGCUUUUGCCGAUCUUUCCACUCGCAAUAAACAUCAUCGCAUUCACACAAAUGAGCGGCCGUACGUGUGCGAUGUUUGCGGCAAGUCCUUUACGUAUACAAACACCUUAAAAUUCCAUAAGAUGAUUCACACAGGCGAGAAGCCACAUGUUUGUGAUAUUUGCGGCAAAGGAUUCCAGCAGGCUUACAAGUUGCGUAAUCACAAAAUGACCCACGAACGUAAAGGUGUUGGAAUCAAAAUGGAACCGAUCGAAGUGGAAGCGUUGGAAAGUUAUCAGGAAGUAAAUCCAACAGCAACACAGGUUAUAGAAAUUUAAUUGUUUCCCUAAGGUGGAGAAUGUGACUUAUUGCCAAACAUUUUCACCGCAUUUCCCAUUUGUGCAGUAAGUCACUUGAACGGGAAAAAAGGGAAAUGUUAAUCAAUUGCACCUAAAUAAAUUUUAAUUAAUUUAAUUUAUUAUACUUGCUUGUUAUAAAAUGACAUUCACUGAAAGAAAUUACGUUUUAGACCUCCAAUAAGGUAAUGUACAUUUCGAGCUGAAAUUACUUGAUUAAAGCUCAGAGUUUUCAAAUUAUAAAAUAAAUACAAAAAUAACUUAUGGUACCUAUUA